CCCCUAGCCGGCUUCCUCCUCCCCGGAGCGGGCGGCCGGAUGGCGUCCGGCCCGCCCUGCCGCCCAGCGACCCGCAGGUAGCCCCCUGCCGCCCUCCGCGCCAUGUCUGCCGGCUGGUUCCGGCGCCGCUUCCUGCCCGGAGGUCCGCUGCCCGCGCCGCGACCACCCAGGCCGCGAACCAGCCCCGUGCCCUACCGACGGCCCCGCUUCCUGCGCGGCUCGGGCUCCUGCUCCAGCACAGCCGACUCUCCGCGCCGCCCGGAGGCCCGGCCAGUGCGCUGCCCAGCGCGGGGCCGCGCGCUGCCCUGGAAUGCAGGCUACGCAGAGGACAUGGGUGUGUCCCUGAAGGGUCACGGAUCACUUCCUGGCCUCAGGAUCAUCAAUGCAGAGAAAUCUGAGUUCAAUGAGGAUCAGGCUGCCUGUGGGAAGCUAUGCAUCCGGAGAUGUGAGUUUGGAACUGAAGAGGACCAGGAGUGGCUGACCUUGUGCCCCGAGGAGUUCCUGACAGGUCAUUAUUGGGCACUGUUUGAUGGGCACGGUGGUCCAGCUGCAGCCAUCCUGGCUGCCAACACCCUGCACUCCUGCCUGCGCCAACAACUGGAAGCCAUAGUAGAAGGCAUGGUGACCACUCAGCCCCCCAUGCACCUCAGCGGCCGCUGUGUCUGCCCCAGUGACCCCCAAUUUGUGGAGGAAAAGGGCAUUAGGACAGAAGACUUGGUGAUUGGUGCUCUGGAGAGCGCCUUCCAGGAAUGUGAUGAGGUGAUAGGGCGGGAGCUGGAGGCCUCAGGCCAAGUGGGCGGCUGCACAGCCCUGGUGGCUGUGUCCCUGCAGGGAAAGCUGUACGUGGCCAAUGCCGGGGAUAGCAGGGCCAUCUUGGUGCGGAGAGAUGAGGUGAGGCCCCUGAGCUCUGAAUUCACCCCCGAGACUGAGCGGCAGCGGAUCCAGCAGUUGGCCUUUGUCUAUCCCGAGCUUCUGGCUGGUGAGUUCACCCGACUGGAGUUCCCUCGGCGACUGAAGGGGGAUGACUUGGGACAGAAGGUUUUGUUCAGGGAUCACCACAUGAGUGGCUGGAGCUACAAGUGCGUGGAGAAGUCAGAUCUCAAGUACCCACUGAUCCACGGACAGGGUAGGCAGGCUCGGUUACUGGGAACACUGGCCGUCUCCCGGGGCCUGGGAGACCAUCAGCUCAGAGUCCUGGACACAGACAUUCAGCUCAAGCCCUUCUUGCUCUCUGUCCCACAGGUGACAGUACUGGAUGUGGACCAGCUGGAGCUGCAGGAGGAGGAUGUGGUUAUCAUGGCAACUGAUGGUCUCUGGGAUGUCCUGUCCAAUGAGCAGGUGGCACGGCUGGUGCGGAGCUUCCUCCCUGGCAAUCGAGAGGACCCACACAGGUUCUCGGAGCUGGCCCAAAUGCUAAUCCACAGCACACAGGGAAAGGACGGCAGCCUCACAGGGGAAGGGCAGGUAUCCUACGACGACAUCUCUGUGUUCGUGAUUCCCUUGAACAGUCAGCACCAAGGGAGCAGUAGCCAUUGAGGAUUCAGAGACCACAUCCCAGAACCACUCGGGGCCCGGUGGUGUGGGCAUCCCUCCACCGUGGCCAGCAGCAGGCCUGUCCGCCCUGGCACCAGACACAGCCCAGGAUUCUCACCACCCCACCCUACCCCAACCCCUUUCAAGGGGAGCAUUUAUACCAGGCAGUCAGAAGUACAGAGCGUGGGGAACCCUGCUCCCCGGGCCCCCCCUGUGGCAGGCAGGGAAAUAGUGCUAAUGUUAACAUUCCCCUGGCAGAAUUACUGUACAACUUAGGAUGCCCACAUAAGGAUCCUUAACAGCCCCAAUAUAUUAUUCCCAGAUAGGGACAGCUGGACUAAAUGAAUUGGCCAAGGAUGCCGGGAGGGGCAGAUAGCCUGUGUUUGGAUACAAGUUUCCAAUCCAUGUCAGGGUAUCUACUCAGUAACCCCCAAAGCUCAUGCAGGGAGCCUGUGGGAAGCUAUGGACAGCCGCUCAUCUGCUCAACAGUAGCUUGAAGCAGCCACUUGGGAGAAACCAGCUCAGGGCCUGCGCUGCUUCCCUCUGCCAAGGCACAGGCCCUGGGGAUAAAGUUGGGGGAGAACAAAAGGAGCAACAGGAGACUCCGGUGGCCAAGUGGGAAAUGCCCUCCGAUUGCUGCUCCUGCCUCUGCACUGGCCUCUUCGACUGCACCUUCCAGGCCCCAGCCCUACCCUAGGGGGAUGCCCCAAUGUCUGUUUGCUCCCCAUCAUCUCCCUACGAUUAAAUAUUUGUGUGCAGAAGA
Hipposideros armiger (great roundleaf bat) is the source of this 2296-nucleotide messenger RNA. RefSeq names its product protein phosphatase, Mg2+/Mn2+ dependent 1M (gene PPM1M). The record is from RefSeq and is a predicted model, not a curated record. The transcript is spliced from 10 exons. Gene Ontology annotation, biological process: protein dephosphorylation. Gene Ontology annotation, molecular function: [pyruvate dehydrogenase (acetyl-transferring)]-phosphatase activity. Bases 103 to 1536 code for a protein of 477 amino acids. Gene Ontology annotation, cellular component: mitochondrion. NCBI's taxonomy places the organism in Eukaryota, Metazoa, Chordata, Mammalia, Chiroptera, Hipposideridae.